Molecule: messenger RNA, 3083 nt
Organism: Neomonachus schauinslandi (Hawaiian monk seal)
Lineage: Eukaryota; Metazoa; Chordata; Mammalia; Carnivora; Phocidae
Gene: TMCC1
Product: transmembrane and coiled-coil domain family 1
Exons: 6
Coding region: 246-2198 (650 amino acids)
Biological process (GO): endosomal transport; endosome fission; endosome membrane tubulation
Cellular component (GO): endomembrane system
Source: RefSeq, a predicted model, not a curated record
GCCGGCGCUUGAGCUCGAGCCACGGCGCUGGCGGAGACGCCGGCUGCUCCUCCCCUCCCCGCCGCUUGUCCUAAAAGGAUUCCUGUACACCUUAGAAGUGCUUGAGGAAGAGUGAUAAAGAUAGGCAUGAAGCCUCCGUCUCACAGCUGCAUGUGUAGUUACUGUUGAAGCAAAUGCCUACCUAAUUUGACAGUCUUGGUGUGUUUAAGUUUUUGAGUUUGCAAAUAAGCAUAUUAAGUCUACUGAUGGAGCCUUCGGGCAGUGAACAGUUAUAUGAGGACCCUGAUCCUGGAGGCAAAUCCCAAGAUGCAGAGGCCAGAAAGCAGACAGAAUCAGAACAAAAGUUGUCUAAAAUGACCCACAAUGCUUUGGAGAACAUUAAUGUGAUUGGCCAAGGCUUGAAGCAUCUCUUCCAGCACCAGCGCAGGAGGUCAUCAGUGUCUCCACACGAUGUGCAACAAAUUCAGGCAGAUCCAGAACCUGAAAUGGAUCUGGAAAGCCAGAACGCAUGUGCUGAAAUUGAUGGUGUCCCCACCCACCCCACAGCUCUGAAUCGUGUCCUGCAGCAGAUCCGAGUGCCACCCAAGAUGAAGAGAGGGACAAGCUUACAUAGUAGGCGGGGCAAACCAGAGGCCCCAAAGGGAAGUCCCCAAAUCAACAGGAAAUCUGGCCAGGAGAUGGCAACUGUUAUGCAGACAGGCCGACCCAGGUCUUCAUCCACAACUGAUGCUCCAACCAGCUCUGCUAUGAUGGAAAUAGCUUGUGCUGCUGCUGCUGCGUGUCUGCCAGGGGAUGAGGCAACUGCAGAGCGGAUCGAGCGAUUGGAAGUAAGCAGCCUCGCCCAGACUUCCAGUGCAGUGGCCUCCAGCACCGAUGGCAGCAUCCACACAGACUCUGUGGAUGGAACACCAGACCCUCAGCGCACAAAGGCUGCUAUCGCUCACCUGCAGCAGAAAAUCCUGAAGCUCACAGAACAGAUCAAAAUUGCACAAACAGCCCGGGACGACAACGUCGCUGAGUACUUGAAGCUUGCCAACAGUGCAGACAAGCAGCAGGCUGCCCGCAUCAAGCAGGUCUUUGAGAAGAAGAACCAGAAAUCUGCCCAAACCAUCCUCCAGCUGCAAAAGAAACUCGAGCACUACCACAGGAAGCUCCGAGAGGUGGAGCAGAAUGGGAUUCCUCGGCAGCCGAAGGAUGUCUUCAGGGACAUGCACCAGGGUCUGAAGGAUGUGGGAGCAAAGGUGACUGGCUUCAGUGAAGGUGUGGUGGACAGUGUCAAAGGUGGACUUUCUAGCUUCUCCCAGGCGACCCAUUCAGCAGCAGGGGCCGUAGUCUCAAAACCCAGAGAGAUUGCCUCACUAAUUCGGAAUAAAUUUGGCAGUGCAGACAAUAUCCCUAACCUGAAGGACUCUUUAGAGGAAGGGCAAGUGGAUGAUGGGGGGAAGGCUUUGGGGGUGAUUUCAAACUUUCAGUCAAGCCCAAAAUAUGGUAGUGAGGAAGAUUGUUCUAGUGCCACUUCAGGCUCAGUGGGAGCCAACAGCACCACUGGAGGCAUUGCUGUAGGAGCGUCCAGCUCCAAAACAAACACCCUGGACAUGCAGAGCUCAGGAUUUGAUGCACUACUACAUGAGAUCCAGGAGAUCCGGGAAACACAGGCCAGACUAGAGGAAUCCUUUGAGACCCUCAAGGAACAUUAUCAGAGAGACUAUUCAUUAAUAAUGCAGGCCUUACAGGAGGAGCGAUAUAGAUGUGAACGAUUAGAAGAACAACUAAAUGACCUAACAGAACUCCAUCAGAAUGAAAUCUUAAACUUGAAGCAGGAAUUGGCCAGCAUGGAAGAGAAAAUUGCGUAUCAGUCCUAUGAACGUGCCCGGGACAUCCAGGAGGCCCUGGAGGCGUGCCAGACCCGCAUCUCCAAGAUGGAGCUGCAGCAGCAGCAGCAGCAGGUGGUACAGCUGGAAGGGCUGGAGAAUGCCACUGCCCGGAACCUUCUGGGCAAACUCAUCAACAUCCUUCUGGCAGUCAUGGCGGUCCUUUUGGUCUUUGUUUCCACGGUAGCCAACUGCGUGGUUCCUCUCAUGAAGACUCGCAACAGGACGUUCAGCACUUUAUUCCUUGUGGUUUUCAUUGCCUUUCUCUGGAAGCACUGGGAUGCCCUCUUCAGCUAUGUGGAACGGUUCUUUUCCUCCCCCAGAUGAUGCUGGCACAAGAAGGCAGUGCUCCCCUACCCUCUGGCGAGUGCAUGCAGCGAAGAAUUAGACAGCAACUUACCUACUCUGAAGUUUUCUACAACAACAAAAGAGUUGAGUGAAUCUGUUUACAUUUAGAAUAAUGUUUUUUUCUUCAAGAGACGCAAUUGCAAUAGUAUUUUUUAGAUUUUAUCCAAGAAGUUUUUUGGGCAAAAAUCUUGGAUCAUUUUUAUGUAGCAUGAUUUUCCUUGGGAUGCAAAUCUUAAACAGUCCUUUAAUAUGAACCAACAAUCUGGAGCACACUGAAGGGCAUUCUAAAUUGUGGCUUGAAGGACUACACUAAAACCCACUAAAAAGAUGCAAAAACCUGAUUAGGGAAACCAGUUAAACCUAACACCCUGCCUCGUCUGGGCUCACCACCUCUCCCCCUCCCAGACUAACUUUACUGUGAAAUCCUACCACAUUCCAUGUCUGAAUUUUUGGAUUCAGGGUGGAUUGUCCUUGUCCGUGGAAGAACACAUGGAUCUCUCCCUGGCUUUCUCACCCAAGUUGGCCACUCAUGCUAACCCUGGAAGUAUGAUCACUUUUGAACCUGGUCCCUUAACCUUUGCUAGGAUACAAAAGUGAGAGCAUCAUGCCCCAAAGGAUCACUGCAAAGCCCUACUACAGUAUUUUGAAGUAGCCCUCUAAAUACUUAAUUUUAAGCAAAAUCCCUUGGCUGCACUUUUAAGGUUUUUUUAAAUAUGUGUAUAGUCACCAACUUAAAAAAACAAAAAAUCCGAACAGCAUACUUGAAGAAUGUAAUACUCAAACUCUCAGUGCUUCCUUAUGGUUUCUAAUAGGAUUUUUUAUUAUUGUUAUUAUUAUUAUUGGGUUUUUUUGGAAAGGGUUGGG